Molecule: messenger RNA, 2448 nt
Organism: Corylus avellana
Lineage: Eukaryota; Viridiplantae; Streptophyta; Magnoliopsida; Fagales; Betulaceae
Product: Plasma-membrane choline transporter family protein
Biological process (GO): transmembrane transport
Cellular component (GO): membrane
Molecular function (GO): transmembrane transporter activity
Source: RefSeq, a predicted model, not a curated record
CUAAAAACCCUUUACUUCUUUUUCUCAGCACUCAGCAGUCUUUCACAGUUCACACUCUCCUUGCUUCUGCUCUACUACUGCUACUACAGUGCUUUUACACUAACCCUCUCUCUCUCUCUUUCUCUCUGUGUGUGUCUCUCUGUGAGUAAAGUUUUGUUCUUUUGAAGCUUGAUAGAGUCAGGGUCGGUGGAAAUGAGGGGUCCUUUGGGAGCGGUGAUAGGGAGGUACCCAUCAAGUGAUGGGAAUGCCCAAAUGGGUGGGAUCAUAAGGCACAACAGGAAAUGUAGAGAUAUUCCCUUUUUUGUGAUCUUUAUAGCCUUCUGGGUUGCUAUGAUUGUUAACUCCAGCUUUGGUUUCAACAAAGGAAACCCAUUAAGGCUUACAUAUGGGCUUGACUAUAAAGGACAUGUGUGUGGCGAAAAGCGUGAAUUGGAACUUAGAUAUUGGUUAAAUCCUAAUCAGGUUUAUCAAAGUGGUUUGAAAAGCAGCCAAUUUAAGUUGGCCAAUGCCCGGACUAUAUGCUUGCUGGAUUGCCCUUACCCUUCUGAAGAUCAACUAAAUUGGGUCUGUGAUUAUCCAGAAGGAGAUAUCCAUAUCUCAAUGGCUGAUUGGAUCGAUAGGAGUUAUGAUUAUUUUGAGUUCCUUACUCCUGAAAUGAGGAACACCUCUCUUCAACUUCAGGGUCCUUGUUACCCUGUAAUAUUUCCAAGUGUAAAUGUUUAUUGGAGCUGCCAGUUUAUCGCUCAUGCAUCAAACAUGUCUUUGAGGCAUUGGCAGCAGAUGGGUGGAGUGAACAUCAAUGAGGACAUCAUUAUAGACAAAUCUAUUCACAGGUCCAUCAAUUCUCGGUCAUCUGUCUUGAAGAGAUAUAUGGCUGAUGUUGGAAAGGCAUGGCCAGUAUUGAUUGUUUGUGGAGGAAUCUUGCCAUUGUUUUUAUCAGUGAUUUGGCUGCUGAUGAUUCGGCAUUUUGUUGCUGCAAUGCCUUGGAUAACUGUUGCUCUCUUUAAUGUUCUCAUAGUAUCAGUGACAAUGUUUUACUACUUAAAAGCUGGAUGGAUAGGGAAUGAUGCCAUCUCCCCCAUCAUUGGUGAGCAUGACCCAUACAUUCGUGUAUUUGGAAGGGAGAUUCAUCAUCUUCGUGCUGUGGCUGUUUUUAUGACCUUUAUUAUGGUUGUUGCCAUUCUUACAUCCAUUGCCAUUAUCCGCCGCAUCCUUAUGGCAACAUCUGUUCUCAAGGUUGCUGCAAAGGUCAUAGGAGAAGUUCAAGCGCUCAUAAUUUUUCCAAUCAUACCAUAUACUGUCCUUGCAAUUUUUUACAUGUUCUGGUUUUCAGCUGCUCUCCAUCUGUUCAGUUCUGGUGAGGUUGUCCAGAAUGACUGCGACUCCAACUGCUGUGCUUAUGAUCUUGUAUCAAAGCGGGUUAAUUGUGAUCGUUGCUGUGGUUAUAGCAUUCGUUACACUCCUCAUAUAGGAGUUGCCAUCCUUUUCCACCUAUUUGGCUGUUACUGGGCUACACAAUUUUUAAUAGCAUGCUCAUCAACAGUGAUUGCAGGUUCUGUUGCUUCCUAUUAUUGGGCUCGUGGUGAAACAUCACCAGAAAUUCCAUUUCUUCCAGUUUUUUCCUCUAUGAAGCGGCUUUUGCGAUAUGGCCUUGGCUCUGUUGCUCUUGGCUCCCUGAUCUUAUCAUUUGUGGAAUCGAUCCGCUUUAUGCUUGAGUCAAUUCGUCGCAAAAUGAAAGUUGCUAAUAUCACACCUGAUAGCUGUAUAGGAAAAGCGACAUCCCAUUCGUCACGGUGUUGCCUCAGGGGUAUUGAGUGGACUAUCAAAUCGGUGAACCGCAAUGCCUACAUUAUGAUUGCUAUCACAGGUAAAAGCUUCUGUAAGGCUUCUGCAAUUGCAACAGAGCUGAUCCUCAACAACAUCCUUCGAAUAGGGAGAGUAAAUGUGAUUGGAGAUGUUAUUCUAUUUCUCGGAAAAUUGUGUGUCAGCCUUUCUAGCGCUCUUUUUGCUUUCCUCAUGUUGGAUGUCCACAAGUACAGAUCUGGCCAUAACAAGAUCUCUUCCCCGCUGUUUCCUGUAUUGGUUUCCGGGUGUCUUGGUUAUGUUGUUGCCACUCUUUUCUUUGCAGUGGUGGAGAUGUCAAUUGAUACCAUCAUCCUAUCAUUCUGCCAGGACUCUGAGGAGCACCAAGGGACAGCCCAAUAUGCGCCUCCCCUUCUCAUUGAAACUCUUAAUGACCAAAAUGAGAUGCAGAGACUCACUCAAGGACCCCAGUAAAAGAUCUCAAUGUUUAAUUUUCCUUUUAAACAUUUAGAAUCCUUAUGUAUUAUAAGGUGCUCUUAUCCUUCCCUUUCCCCCCAGAAUUUUGAGUUCCUCACUGUAUAUGCUUCAUUGCUAGAGAAAAGCAUGUGGGAAAGCAGCAAAAUUCAAUGCAUCUGAAUGCAAGAA